Messenger RNA from Amphibalanus amphitrite, 4684 nucleotides. RefSeq names its product DNA repair endonuclease XPF-like. The coding region runs from base 1363 to 4278 and encodes 971 amino acids. Gene Ontology annotation, biological process: double-strand break repair via homologous recombination; nucleotide-excision repair involved in interstrand cross-link repair; resolution of meiotic recombination intermediates. Gene Ontology annotation, cellular component: nucleotide-excision repair factor 1 complex. The transcript has 17 exons. The record is from RefSeq and is a predicted model, not a curated record. NCBI's taxonomy places the organism in Eukaryota, Metazoa, Arthropoda, Thecostraca, Balanomorpha, Balanidae. Gene Ontology annotation, molecular function: single-stranded DNA binding; single-stranded DNA endonuclease activity; damaged DNA binding.
AUAGGACGCAAGUUAGGAUUUGGAUCUUUGGAUUUGGAUCGAUUUGGAUAUUUGGAUAAGAUUGGGAUCGCCAGCUGGGAGGCUGCUACAGGGGUUGUACAGGGUUGUGGCGCGGUCAUGAGUGCCUCGAUGAACAUUCUGCUGUACACUAUCCGCAAGAAGUUCUCUGGCGUGCAGCACGUGUCGACCGACACGGUGUACGGUUGGCUGGUGCCGCGGCCGCGCGCCGACCUCCUGCUGCUCGACACGCGCACGGCGGCCGAGUUCGGCGUGAGCCGACUGCCGGGCGCCGUCCACCUGGACCCGGACAGUGACGACGCCACGGUGCGGCGCACGCUGACGCGCCACCUGCCGCCGCCGGCCGCCGGCGCCGAGCGCACUACCAUCGCCUGUUACUGCUCCGUAGGGUACCGCUCCUCGGUGACGGCGCAGCGGCUGAACGCCCUGCGCGCCCAGCCGGCCGCCGCCGAGCCGCCGCUGCCCGGCUACGAGGCCGUCAACAUCGAGGGAUCCAUCUUCAAGUGGGCCAACGAGGGCAAGCCGCUGGAGGGGGCCGACGGACAGCCGACGCGCCUCGUGCACCCCUACGAUAAGAUUUUUGGCCGCCUGCUGGACAAGAGCCUGUGGAAGUUCCCGGAAAAACAGUAGAACAAUGCUAUGCGCUCUUCUUUUGCUGCAGUGUGUGUGUGCCGUGUGGGGUGACUACGCUAUCCAGAGUAUUCGCGGGGAGGUGGACGCCGGAAACUAUACCUAUUACAAGCUCCAGUGGGACGGACCAGUCACCAUCGUACUUGAGUCGCUGAGCGGCGACGCUGACCUGUACGUGUCCAAGACGCUACUGAAACCCACCUUCGACCCCGAGGAGUUUGACUUUAGCUCGACCACUUGUGGACGGGACUGGGUGGACAUUCCCAGGGCGUGUCCGCGGCCGCUCGGUGUCGCCGUGUACGGCCACCCUCGCCAGCCGUCCUCCAGCUACGAACUGCACCUAGUGUACCGCGACCCCGACUACCUGGACCAGUUCACCCUGCACCCGGAAAACGAUACGGAGGACGAGCUGCUCGGCACGCUGCGGAAACGCGCCGGCGCUCAGCGCGGCUCGGCAGAGGUUCACGAGGAUUCCCGCUGGGUCGAUUUGCUGUGGACUUUCUUCGAAGUAUUUUUGGAGGUGUUACUUUUGUAACGGCGUAUGAGUGUGGCCCUUGCCUGGGAGCGUAUAGCAUCGUAUAAUCAAGAUUUAGGGGGUUUAUAAUAUUAGUGGGCGCCUUUGUCAUUUAUCAGCACUAACACACGGUCUAAUCCAUUACCUGACACAAUUGAAGAUCCGGAGAGCGAUCACCCGCUAAUACCAGCCGCGUCAGAAUGUCGGACCAAGUCGGUGAUCCGCCCUCCGCGGCGGACUCUGAACAGCCGGCCUCUGGUCCCGUCUCUGCCCCUGGGACCGGGCAGACUGAGACGAAUGGAGCGGCUGGGACGGCCGAGACCGCCGCAGGUGCGGCGGAGGCAGAGGAGGGUACCGAGGGGGCGGCCAAGGGUGGUGAGACGGCAGAGGAGGCGGCGGCGGGUGCGGUGGCGGCGGCAAUCUCAGAGCGCGUCCAGGCCACGGUGACCAGCGGCGCGCUGCUGUCGUACGAGACUCAGAUGCUGCUCGAGCUGCUGGCAGAGGACGGCCUGCUGGUGUCGGCGCGCGGCCUGGGCCUGGAGCGGCUGGUGACGGCGCUGGUGCGCGUGCACUGCGACCCCGGCCAGCUGGUGCUGGUGAUGGGCACCGGUCGACCCGAGGAGGAGUACAUCGUGGAGCGGCUGGCGGCCGACGGAGUGAGCCCCCUGCCGCGCACCGUCACCGCCGACACCUCCGUCUCCGAGCGCCGCCAGGUGUACCUGCAGGGCGGCGUGCUGUUCGUCACGUCCAGGAUCCUGGUGGUGGACCUGCUGACAGAGCGGUGUCCGGCCGACCUCGUCACAGGACUGGUCGUGUACCGCGCGCACGCCGUCGUCGAGUCGGCCCAGGAGGCCUUCAUACUCCGGCUGUACCGGCAGAAAAACAAGACUGGAUUCAUCAAGGCGUUCUCGAGCUCUCCGCUGUCGUUCACGUCUGGCUUCUGUCAGGUUCAGCGAGUGAUGCGUAACCUGUUCGUCCGCAACCUGUACCUGUGGCCCCGCUUCCACAUGCAGGUCAACCAGACGCUCAAGGAAUGCGCUCCGGAGGUGGUGGAGAUCCGUCUGAAGAUGACGCCGCUGAUGAUGUCCAUCCAGACGGCGCUGCUGGACCUCAUCAACAUCAGCUGCAAGGAGUUCCGCCGGCUCAACCCCUCCCUGGACUGGGACUCGCUGACGGCCGAGACCGUGCUGUCGCGCUCGUUCCACAAGGUGACCCGGCACCGUCUGGACCCGGUCUGGAACCAGCUGAGCGCGCGCACUCGGCAGCUGGCCUCGGACCUGCGCACGCUGCGCUCGCUGCUGCUGGCGCUGCCGCAGCUGGACAGCUGCAGCUUCUACCAGCUGGUGGCUGCCCAGCAGACCGCCGAGCGGGCGCUCAACUCGGGCUGGGCCAUCCUGGACGCCGCCGAGACGGUGUUCGUGGACGCGCGCAGGAGGGUGUUUGGGGAUGUCCAGCCGCAGGCCAAGAGGGCAGUGCGCGCAGAGGGCAAGCGGCCGCAGCCGAAGGUGCUGACGCCCGAGGAGCCGCCGCGAUGGCCGGCGCUCUCCGAGGUCCUCUCUGAGAUCCGCGCCGAGGUGUCCGCCGCUGCCGCUGAUGAGUCCCAGGACUCGCUGCCCCUCUGGCCGGAUAAGGUGCUGAUCGUGGCCUCCGAUAUGGCCGCCUGUCGACGCAUCAGAGAGUUCCUGACGCUGGGCUCGGAGGCGGCGCUCUGGAGGCGGUUCCAGCUCACUCUGGCCUCGCGCUACGAUGAUGACGCCUUCAUUCCGAGCACCGCGGUCACCACGACACCGACUACCGCCCAGGAGAAGGCGCCGAACAAGGACGGAGGCCAGCAGACACUGACACAGAUGGGCAACGCCGACCCGAAAACGUCUGCCGGUGGCGGCACUGCCGACGAGGACGAGCUGCAGGUCUCGCUGCCCGACUCGCCGCUGCUGCUGCUCCUGCCGACAAAGGACGCCAACGACCCGUACCAGCUGCAGCGCAGCCUGCACCUGUACCGGCCCAGAUACGUCGUGCUGUACGAUCUGGAUGUGGCCGUCAUACGGACCAUCGAGGUGCACCAGGCGGCCACACCAGAGCGUCAGCUGCGCGUCUACACCCUCCUCUUCUCUGGCACCAGCGAGGAGCAGGCCUACCUCACCGCCCUGCGCACCGAGAAACAGGCCUUCGAGUACCUCAUCUCGGAGAAGGCCUCCAUGGUGGUUCCCGAGGAGCGCGAGGGACGCGACGACACGAACACCGACCUGGAGCGCGGCGCGGUGCAGCCGGAGCCGGCGGCGGCCAGCUCACGGCGCGGCGGCGUGGCGCCGCCGCCGCCGGCCGAGCCGCCGCGCGUCAUCGUCGAUAUGCGCGAGUUUCGCUCGGAGCUGCCGUCGCUGCUGCACCGGCGCGGCCUGGAGAUCGUGCCGGCCACCAUCGAGGUGGGUGACUACAUCGUCACGCCCGAGCUGUGCGUGGAGAGGAAGUCGGUGAGCGACCUGAUCGGCUCGCUGAUGUCGGGCCGGCUCUAUGGACAGGCGCUGGCCAUGAGCCGCCACUACCGGCGCCCGCUACUGCUCAUCGAGUUCGACCAGUCCAAGCCGUUCACGCUGCAGGGCAAAUACUACCUGUCUAGCGACAUGUCGUCGGCACAGGUGGUGAGCCGACUGCAGCUGCUGACGCUCCACUUCCCGCGGCUGAGGCUGAUGUGGUGUCCGUCUCCAUACGCAUCAGCCGAGCUGCUGCACCAGCUGAAGGAGGGCGCCGGAGAGCCCAGCCUGGCCGAGGCGCGCUCGGCCACUGCUGACCGGACAGACACGCUGGCGGAGGACAGGGUUAAUCCACAGGUACGCGACUUUGUCAGCAAGCUGCCCGGGGUGCGACAGAAGACGCUGUACGCCCUGCUGAACAAGAUCGACUCGCUGCUGGACCUGCUGGAAAUGUCCGAGGAGGCGCUGGCAGAGGUGCUCGGAUCGCCCACGGACGCCUCCCAGCUCCACCAGGCUCUGCACGGUAAGCUGUCGGCUCCGGCACCGGGCGACAUGAGCGCCGCCAAGCGGCCGGCGACGGCAACUACCGCCGGCCGCGGCCGAGCCGCACGGCCUCGCUUCUGGCGAGGCAAAAAGAAAAGCUGAGGCACAGGCGGUGGUUGAGGUGCGGCUCCUGAAUGUUCUUUAUUUUCAUUGGAUGUGAUUUGAUUAUCACAGUAUCUACAGGAGCUCAGGAGCCGAUGUGUUGGCUUUGCCUGUCGGCAGGAAUUCAGAGGAUGAAGCCAUAGGUCAGCUAGAUGUGAUGUGAAAACAAUGUGAUUUGUCGUGAUCAUGUUCCCGAUGUUUGUAAUGCAGGGUCGAUUAUUUUUCUAACCAGGCUCUGGCUCAUAUCACCCCGUCGCUGUGCGGUUCUGCCCCCGUGCCGGCAGUUUACCAUGCGGUGACGCCCGGGGGUGAAAUGUGGCCGCCGCCUACCGACGAUGACGUAUUGCGGUGGUGAUUUGUUCAACUAGUUUUGUUAGAUUUAUGGAAUACAUGCCUUUCAGAAAAA